This is a messenger RNA of Eruca vesicaria subsp. sativa (arugula), 796 nucleotides long. The record is from the annotation of a GenBank genome assembly. NCBI's taxonomy places the organism in Eukaryota, Viridiplantae, Streptophyta, Magnoliopsida, Brassicales, Brassicaceae.
GCCUGGAUAUAAUUACAUAUGAGGUCUCAGAAGAAUCUCAGGAACCGAACCUAUCUCGUGUGUUUCUUGUUUUUCACUACCUCUCUAUACAAUGGCUGCUUUCACCUGUACUUAUUGUCCGCUGAUUUGUCUCCGGUCAGAGAUGAGGAUCGCAUCGGUUUCAUUCUCUACGCGACAGAUUUUCUCAGUGGGAGGAUUGAGAACUCGCGUCUCUCUAUCAUCGGUCUCAAAGAACUCUAGAGUUUCUCGAUUUCGACGAGGAGGAAUCAUCUGUGAAGCUCAGGACACUACUACAGGGAUUCCAAUGGUGAACGAUUCAACAUGGGAGUCUCUAGUACUCAAGGCUGAUGAGCCUGUUGUUGUGGACUUUUGGGCACCAUGGUGUGGACCCUGCAAAAUGAUUGAUCCCAUUGUCAAUGAACUAGCACAGCAGUACACCGGAAAAAUCAAAUUCUUCAAACUAAACACAGAUGACUCUCCUGCUACCCCCGGAAAGUACGGUGUUAGAAGCAUCCCUACCAUCAUGAUCUUUGUUAAGGGAGAGAAGAAGGAUACAAUCAUCGGUGCAGUGCCUAAAACCACAUUAGCUACAAGCAUUGAUAAAUUCUUGCAGUGAAGCAUGUGGAUAUCUCUCUUUUCUUCUCUAUAUGUCUUUGGACUUAACUUAUCUACUACUCCUACUCAUCUAGACAUGUAUAAUAUAAUAAUAUAAUGUCGGUUUUCAGAAAUCGAGUUUAUGAUACACGUUUUCAUUUAUUAAUGGAGUCAAUGAACAAAUCCUAUUAUUUAAUUUCCU